UUAUACUAAAUAAAACAUAAGUUACUUUAUCGGUAAUUGCGAAAGCUAUGUAAAGAUUUAAGUUCUGUUGUUCCUGUCGCAGUAUACUAUAAAAAUUCUUGUGAAAAAGGCCAGGAAACAGGAUUCCUGCGAAGAAAUUAAUCGAGGGACGAGCAUAUCAGAACUGUCGAUUGAGGAAAACUAAAGGUGACCGGAUCAAUCGUUGUGUAAAAAUUCGAUUAUGAAAAGAUAAAUAUUGUGACAAUUUACAGAAAAGAAAUAAUGAACAUCAUGAGGAAAAUCGGCAACCCCGCGGGUGAGAGAAACAAGGAUCCAAUUCUCGCCGUUUUGAAGCGUUUAUUUGUUAAACACGAACCAAACUUACAACUCCUGGAGAUUUCAUCGGGAGUCGGCUUACACGCCGCGUACUUCGCUCGUGAGUUCCCAAACAUCACGUUUCAGACGUCGGAAUUCGAGACAAACGUGUUCGGCAGCAUCGAAUCGUACCGACAAGAGGCUAAAACUGAGAAUGUUCUUCCUCCGGUGUACAUCGACAUUUCUCAACCAUGCAGUGAAUGGUGCAACGACGCUAACAUAAACCUGGCGACUUCGGCUGAACGUUUCGAUUACAUGCUAAACAUUAACAUGCUGCACAUUUCCCCGUUCGCCUGUGCGGAAGGAUUGUUUCGUAAUGCGGGACAGCUACUAAAACAGGGUGGUCUUUUGAUAACGUAUGGUCCGUAUGCGGUUAACGGAACCCUCGUGCCAGAGAGCAACGUGAGCUUCAACCAAUCGCUUCAACAACGGAAUCCUGAGUGGGGUAUUCGUGACACUAGUGUGCUGCAAAAGCUAGCUACUCUUAACGGCAUAACGCUGGAAGAAAUGAUAGAUCUUCCAGCAAACAACAAAUGCUUGGUUUGGAAGAAAUUGACAAAUGUCUAAUGAUUAUUCCAUGUUUAUUACGCUCUAACAAAAGACAAAUACAUAUUUCCAUACAACGGUGCCACGUUUUGUGUUUGCAAGCGAAAAUCUUCGUUUUAUAA
Molecule: messenger RNA, 1022 nt
Organism: Anopheles nili
Lineage: Eukaryota; Metazoa; Arthropoda; Insecta; Diptera; Culicidae
Product: methyltransferase-like 26
Exons: 2
Coding region: 262-921 (219 amino acids)
Source: RefSeq, a predicted model, not a curated record